Micromonas commoda is the source of this 1965-nucleotide messenger RNA. RefSeq lists its product with no specific name. Gene Ontology annotation, molecular function: hydrolase activity. The transcript is spliced from 2 exons. Lineage: Eukaryota; Viridiplantae; Chlorophyta; Mamiellophyceae; Mamiellales; Mamiellaceae. Bases 1 to 1395 code for a protein of 464 amino acids. The record is from RefSeq and is a predicted model, not a curated record.
AUGCUUCGCAGCCAACCUUGCGUGAACAUCAACACUAUUCUGAGGUAUACCAGCUCAACUAGUCCAAUGACCGACGCUUCAUUUCUGCAAUCUCUGGAACUCAAUGAGGAUCGUUUCGUAAGCCUUCUUCGUAAUCUCAUUGGGGAGGCUGAGUACCUACAGAACACGGGGGUGGGAACCGCCUACGUGCCACAGGAGGACCGCGCCAUCAAGCACGUGCUUGAGGUACUGGCGCCUCACCGAAAGGAAAAUGGCGGGCCCCUGGAAAUCGAUCACGUCACGUAUGCGGAGGGACGUGGCAACUUGAUAAUUAAGUAUCCCGGAACUGGUUCAUCUGAGGAUGUACUGAGCUUCGUGGGCUCUCACCUCGAUGUUGUGCCAGCAAACCCGGAUGCAUGGAAGGUCGAUCCUUUCAGUUUGACAGUUGAUGGAGACAAGCUGUAUGGCCGAGGUACAACAGACUGUCUCGGCCACGUCGCGUUGAUGACGACGUUAUUCUCGCAGCUGGCUGAGCUGAAGCCAGAACUAAAGACUACCUUGACCUGCGUUUUCAUUGCAAGUGAAGAAGCUUCUGGACCCGGUAUCGGCGUAGAUGGUUUGGUGGCUGAGGGGAGGUUGGACCACUGCAAGCCAGGUCCAGUCAUCUGGGUUGAUUGCGCAGAUAGCCAGCCUUGUAUCGGCACCGCAGGUGCGAUUACGUGGCAUCUCACGGCAAAUGGGCAUCGCUUUCAUUCCGGUUUACCGCACAAAGGCAUAAAUGCCAUAGAGAUGGGCAUGGAGGCGGUAAGCCGCAUCCAGCAAAAAUUCUACGAAUCCUUCCCAGCUUGCGAGAAGGAGCGGGAAUACAAGUUCAUUACGCCCUCAACUAUGAAGCCGACUCAAGUAAAGUGCGCCCCUGGAGGAUUAAAUCAGAUUCCUCCUGAGGCGACGAUUAGCGGAGACAUACGCUUAACUCCCUUCUAUGACGUCGCAGCACUAAAGGCGUGCAUCGAGGCGGAGGUUGCAGCCAUCAACGCUGAUAUCGAAUCUCUUCCCGUACGUGGACCGUGCUCCAAGUACGUCAUCAGGCCUGAGGACGGUGAGCCCAUCGUGGGGCAUCUAAAAUUAGAAUGGGGUGAUCAUUUAUUGACUGGGAUCGCAUGCGAUCUCACGUCUCCCGCUUUCAAGUUGAUGUGUGACUCGAUAAAAGACGUGAAGGGGAUGGCUGAGCCGUACUCUCUUACCGGCUCACUUCCCCUGGUGCAUGAUAUGCAGUCUGAGGGUUUCGAUAUUCAACUCAUCGGUUUCGGACUCAUGUCCACCUACCACGCAGACAAUGAGUACUGCUCGUUGAAUGAUAUGAAAGAUGCAGCGAGGAUCUUGGCGACGCUCAUAGCGAAGUUUGACCUGCGUUGAGGGAAGUUGACAGAGAAGACUCAGAUCCUAUCAGAGCCAAACAAGCAGACAAGCUAAGACCUUCGUACGAAGGUAGUAGAUAGACCUUUCUACAAGACUUAACGUUAUCUGCUCGCGUUACUUCACGCACCUGCAGACCGCUUGACACCGAGGCGAGCGUGACCGUCCAUGCGUUGCAUGUCGACCAUCCCGUGCGUACAGCCCUUGACCUGGACAAAGGGUCACACUGGGAACAGCACACUAAGAGUGACGAAGAGCUGCCGGCCAACUCGCAAGAUGGAUUUUCCCUUGGGAGCGACCGCUUCGACGGUCAACCUCCCGGAGACGGUUCUCAGCUGGUAAUUCAUGUUGCAAUAUUCAUCACCGCAAAUAUAGCUGCAUGUAUCCGCGCUAAGCUCGCUGCACUUAUCCCAGGGACGAGCUCAAAGGGAUCGCCGCGAGCACGGAGACGGGAAAGAAGAUUGCCGAAGAGGAGAAACUGCGUUCUCAAGGUGAAGGUUCUCCACACGUGACAGCCAAGCUGCGACUUUUUGGUGCGUCUGAAGAUGAUGUUAGGGUUACGUUAUACAG